AGCGAGAUUCCUUCCGGUAUUACCAGUUCUAGUUCUUAGCCAUGCUGUUUCAGAGUUGCGGGCUCCUGUCAGCGUUGGGCAGAAUCGGCAGCCGGUCGCCAGUCACUCGUGGGAUAUUGGCACGGGCAGCUGUGGUAUGGGCGCGGGAUGUAGACGGCAACUGGGGGGCUCCUACAGUGAGUCGCCUUGUGACCGGGCACCUCCAUAAAUGUGUUCGGCCGCCUUGGACUGUGCCACUUGCCGGACGUCUUUACUGUACGUUACCCGCCGCCCCAUCCUCUCACUAUCGGCUCAUUUACACUUGCAAGGUCUGCGCCACCAGGUCCAGCAAAACUAUCUCCAAAGUGGCCUAUCACAAGGGAGUGGUGAUCGUCAGGUGCCCCGGCUGCGAAAACCAUCACAUCAUCGCCGACAACCUGGGCUGGUUCUCUGACCUGGAAGGGAGAAGGAACAUUGAGGAGAUUCUGGCGGCUAAAGGGGAACAAGUGCAGCGAUUAGUCGGGGACGACGCUGUGGAAAUCCUGCUCAGAAAUGCCGGGGAGUCGGCGACUCAGGAUGGAGACAAAACUGGGGAAGCGGAAUCUGCAGGAAAUAAGCUUCUCUCCUGACAUGGAGGAAAAAUGAUGUGGACCUUACAAAGCAUUCUGAUUGGCUCUGAUGUGCAGCUAAUAGAAAACUGACCCUUCCUUUGCACAUCAGGCCACAGGGACAGUGUUCAGGUACCGCUCCUGUUUGGGGCCAGUAUCUCUGAGGCUGCCGGUGCCAUUCCUGUAUCUUUAUGCUGCUUCCAGUUGCACAUCUUCUGUUGAACCCAAUUAACUCUCCUGUCCCACUGCCCUGCAGUAUCCUUGGUGCGGCCCUGGCACCCAUAUGUCAGCUCUGCUGCUCCUUCCUUUAAACUGGCCUGGGGGUGGCACAGUAGCAUUACAACUUCAGCCUAUCAGAACAAUGGUCCACUUCUAGCUCUGUGUGAUGGGUGAAGUGACCAUUUGGAAAUCAGAACCUAGUGGUAUCAGUGGGGUGGGGGGCACCAUAGAAAAAACCGAAAACAUUGCUCCAUUAUGAAAGCCAUAUGUCAGCUCCUACAUACUGUAUAUGUCUCUAUAUAAGUGCCACCUCCCCCGUAGGUGCGGUUACUGAGCCAUGCCCCCUGAUUCCUCUUUAUUUAUAAGAUAAAACCUUUUUGUCUUGA
Messenger RNA from Xenopus laevis (African clawed frog), 1192 nucleotides. RefSeq names its product DNL-type zinc finger S homeolog (gene dnlz.S). Gene Ontology annotation, molecular function: zinc ion binding; protein-folding chaperone binding. The record is from RefSeq and is marked provisional. Gene Ontology annotation, cellular component: mitochondrion. NCBI's taxonomy places the organism in Eukaryota, Metazoa, Chordata, Amphibia, Anura, Pipidae. Gene Ontology annotation, biological process: protein import into mitochondrial matrix; protein stabilization; protein folding.